This is a messenger RNA of Thyridium curvatum, 3153 nucleotides long. RefSeq lists its product as uncharacterized. The transcript is spliced from 4 exons. The coding region runs from base 1 to 3153 and encodes 1050 amino acids. Lineage: Eukaryota; Fungi; Ascomycota; Sordariomycetes; Thyridiales; Thyridiaceae. Gene Ontology annotation, biological process: DNA-templated transcription. The record is from RefSeq and is a predicted model, not a curated record. Gene Ontology annotation, molecular function: DNA binding; zinc ion binding.
AUGGAGAGACUUUCGUCCAACUCGUUAGAAAGCUCGGCGGCGCUGGUUCAUCCAACAUCGCUGGCUGCUUCCAAGCACAGAUCGGUGGAUUUGCCUGGGAGCGUCUACCUCAUCUCAUCAGAUGGCAAGCUUCUCAAACUUCCUAUUCCGAGCAGUUCUCCGUGGGAUCCACUCAAUUGGAGCCUCACAAAGAGGGCCGGAGUUGUAGCCACAGUUGUCUACUACUCCGCGAUUUCCCUCCUCGCCGUGCAGGCUCCCGGGCCUAUGUUCAAUGCAUACUUCAAAGAGUUCUCGGAACAGCAGCUGCUCAUCACCCUCAUCGACAUCACCUAUAUCCACGAACGACCUCAAGUCAUGGCCAUAUACUGGGGGUUUGGCGCCAGCCUCACUCUCAUUCUGCUCUUUCUGUUGCCGCUCAUGACAGACGUGAACAACAACUGGCGGCCCUUUUACCAAGUUUGGACAGUUCCCACCUUCAUCGCGGUUGUUCUCGUCUAUCUCUUUGUCCCAGAGACGUACUUCGUACGCCCACCCAUUGCCUUUGACGGACGCAUACUAGUGCAGUCUGGGUCCGAAAAGGUCAGAGUGUACGAGGACUGGAGAGAAGUACCCGGCGGGAAGCCUCUGCCAAAUACGCCAGCUCCGUCUGCCUUCAUGCUUUUUUGGAAGCAACGCCGCAUAUUUCGCCGGAACAUGGACUGGAAAGCCAUGGGUGCUUGCUAUCCACAAAUCUUCCUUUGUCUCUGCAACCCGCUCGUCUUCUGGGUCGCGGUCCUGAAUGCCAUCAACUUCGGUGGCAUGAUGUCGAUUGGCGUAACCUUCCCCAUCAUUCUCAGCCAGCCCCCGUAUUCACUUUCAGCCCGUCUGAUCAGCUUUGUCAGUCUUGCUGCUGCCGCCGGCGCAUUGUUGGCUUGGCCAGCCUCGUCGAUCGUCCUCAAUCGUGUCACCAAAAGACUCACUCUGCGCAACAAGGGCGUUCGGCAUGCCGAGUACUAUCUCCCUGCCUUCCUGUUGCCUAUUAUGAGCAGUGCUGCCAGCGUUCUCCUCUACGGGUUUGCCGUUGAAAGGGGUUGGCCAGCUGGAUGGACGUAUCUGGCAUACGCUCUCAACACCUUCGGCUCUAUCGGUGCCGGCAUCGCCAAUACAAUGUGGGUCACAGAGGCCUUCCCAAAGUGGGCUGCUGCAGCACUCACAGUUGUUGGAGGCGUCAGCUACAUUGCCAGCUGGGGAAUCAGCUCUGUCAUUCCCCUCUGGUUGAAGUCCCAGGGAUAUCUGAAGAUGAACAUUGAGAUCGGCCUAGCCAUGCUGCUAGUCGGAUUCGUGGGAGUUCCGGUCGCCUUUUGGGGCAAGAAUGUACGGCAAUUCUUGGAUGGAAGAUGGGUGCGACGGCGCCCGGCCCAGAUGCUCAAACUGCAGCGCUCGAGAUCAGCUGACGUCUCUCAGCCAGCAAGAGGCAGUAAGCGGAAGCGCGCUGCCGACCCGGAGCUGUACGCAGAGCUUUUCAACUUGCUCAAGGCUAUGAGUGAUAGCGAAAGCCUGGAGGUUCUUGACCGGGUGCGACAAGGCGACGAUAUCUCCGACAUUGUCGGCCAGGUCAAGGAUGGCAACCUGCUGUUGCAACUUUCCCUCGUUCCCGAAGUCAGACGACAUUACGAAAUCCCAUACCUCCCUGGAUUCCCUUCCUUUCUCAAGGACAGGCCCAAUCCUUACCUUGAGGCGUUAUUCUAUGACACAGCAACUAUCGGCGUAACCCGUAGUGGCACAAACUUGCAGGCCAACAUUCCUGUUGCAAGCGUUGAUUGUGCAGAGCAGGCUCCAUACCUCACUCCUUACUCCGUGGCAGAGAUAGUCGACCCCAAUCUCUGGAACGUGACGACGAACAAAUGGACUUCGGUUAUACAUGAUGACCAGCUUCUGCGAAAGCUUCUUCAUUCGUACUUUCUCAAUCAAUACCCCACAUUCUUCCCCUUUCAGAAAGACUACUUCCUCCAAGAUAUGGCCACCGGGCGCCAGCGCUUCUGCUCCCCACUGCUCGUAAACGCUAUUCUGGCCGCAGCCUGUCACUCCUACAACGAGAUUCAGGACAGGGUCAAGUUCUGGAUUCCACAAAAUCUGGGUUACCGGUUCUUCGCUGAGGCCAAGGGGCUCUGGGAACUGCAAAUCGGCCAAAGCAGCCUCACUGCUAUCCAAGCAGCUGUCGUACUGAAUACCAUCUCUAAUGGAGAUGGUAUGGACAAAGUCGGGAGGAUGUACAUGCUGCAAGCCGCGGCAAUGGCCCAUGACAUGGGCCUUUUCACAUCUUCCGCCGACAUCAAAAGCACCAAAUUGCGGAGGGCCAGGGAGUUUACGGCUUGGGGUCUACUCUGCUGGGACUCAAUGGAGAGUUUCUGCUUCCAUCGAGAGCCUUUGUUCAAACUACCCCCUACUGUAUUCCCGCCAGAUCCUGCAGAAGAUCCAACCUGGUAUGGAGAGAUUUGGGUGAGAUACCCUCUGAAUACCUCUCUCUCCCGCACUCACUUUGGCCUGAACACGAAAGCAAUGAUGGAUCUCCGAUUCAUUCUAUUCGAGAUUGCACAUGCGUACUUUGGCUCUUCCAACUCGGACCGCAGUGUACCGGCCGCUGACCAGAUUCUCUGGUUCCGAUCGCGGCUCGAUGCUUGGUUCCAUAGUCUUCCAGGUCCCUUGACUCACACAAAGAUCAUGCUGCCGAGUCAUCUCAAGACCCACAUGGAGUACUUCGAAAGCUCCGACGUGUUUAUGGUCAAUUUUCUCGUUUUCCUUGGUGGCGCGAUGCUUGAGCGGCUCGCUACAGACUUCCCAGCCCAAGUUGAGGAAACCUACAGAUCGACCCUCAUCCUCUGUGUCAAGGCGCUGCAUGCCCAGGGGGCAUCCACUUACAUCUGUCAGGCUUCAUACUACGUCCUGCGCAACCGUAUGAGGGUACAGGACCGCGACUUACUCCUGACGUAUGUGAAGGAGACCCCUAACAAGGAUGAGGAACUGAUCGCCAGGCAUACCCGGGCCAACUGGGUGAUGCCCAUCGUUAAAAUACACGAUGAUCCGAAGACCGCGAUUUUGGAUAAUAUUCUCAAGGAAUACGAAAAGCUGUCUCUUGAGUCUGGAGAAAGUGAUGGUUCCACGUUGGAUCUUUGA